UUGGGAGCAAAUGACAAGGAUAUCAAAGAUUUCUAUUCAUCUCUCUCAAACGACAUCAGAAACUCAACAAAUGGAGUGAUAACUAAUAUAGCAAACGCAUUUUUUCUCCAAAAUAUAUUCAUUCACGUCACUUUCACACAGUUCAGCAAGAAAUAUACAAUCGCGAAGCAGUUUGCUGAUACCAUACACCAGCUUUAUGCAGCGAAAGUAGAGGUCUUGGAUUUUGAUCAAAUUCAAGAGACAGCAAAGACUAUCAACGCCUUCGUCGAUAAAACAACCAAGGGGAAGAUCAAAGACUUCAUUCACGAUGAUAUGGUUAAGGUGCUAUGGGCAGUCAUGACUAAUGCUCUAGAUGCCUUUUCGCUGGUUGUCAAUGCAAUUUAUUUCACUGCAAAGUGGGAGUACGUAUUCUUCAAGGAAAUGACAUCAAACGCAACUUUUUAUAGCUCUGAAAACCAGCAGAGAGAGAUCGAAUUCCUCAAAGAAUCCGAGGAGUAUCGCUACUACACGGAGGACGAGAGAGUGCAAGUUCUGUCACUUCGUUACAAGGACACUUCCUAUGCAUUCAAUGUAUUUCUUCCACGAAAACGAUUUGCACUCGAGGAAGUGAAACGCCACCUAGACGGAGAAAUGGUUCAAAAGCUAUUGUCCAAACUUAAGCGGACAUACGUAACGGUAACUGCUUUUCCACAAAUUAUUUGAAU
This is a messenger RNA of Cylicostephanus goldi, 704 nucleotides long. Lineage: Eukaryota; Metazoa; Nematoda; Chromadorea; Rhabditida; Strongylidae. The record is from the annotation of a GenBank genome assembly.